Aspergillus novofumigatus IBT 16806 is the source of this 1115-nucleotide messenger RNA. Its product is annotated as Chromosome segregation in meiosis protein 3. Gene Ontology annotation, biological process: DNA damage response; replication fork processing; DNA replication checkpoint signaling. The record is from RefSeq and is a predicted model, not a curated record. The transcript has 3 exons. Gene Ontology annotation, cellular component: replication fork protection complex; nucleus. Gene Ontology annotation, molecular function: DNA binding. Lineage: Eukaryota; Fungi; Ascomycota; Eurotiomycetes; Eurotiales; Aspergillaceae. Bases 125 to 937 code for a protein of 270 amino acids.
UUAACAAAUACAGUGUACUCUGCUCUGGUUGAAGACAUUAUUGAAUCCCCAAUUCCCAAACGUGACAUAAAUUUCAGUUACACGUCAUAUCUUCUGGCUUGAUCGAAAGUACAGAUCUGGAGUCAUGGAGAAUGAAGGCACACUACAAGACGAUCGACCAACAUCGCCAAACCGUGCAGACGAUCUUUUUGAUUAUGACUUCGGCUUGGAUGAGCUGCGGCAGGAGACGCCGAAUAUGCCAAAUAAUGGCGCUCCCAUGCAGUCUUCUGCACGAAAUGAAUCAGGACUCGGUUUAGGUCUAGACGAAGAGGUCAAAGUGACCAAAAAGCGGCAACCUGUUGCAAAGCUGGAUGAGAGUCGCCUACUGUCACAGCCUGGUAUUCCAAAGUUGCGCCGCACAGCCAAGAAGAAAUUGAGAUUCAAAGGGAAAGGGCAUGAGUUCUCCGACGCGGCACGCUUGUUGAACUUCUACCAAUUGUGGCUUGACGACUUAUUCCCCCGUGCAAAGUUCGCGGAUGGUCUUGCCAUAAUUGAGCGACUCGGCCACUCUAAACGCUUACAAGCGAUGCGAAAGGAAUGGAUAGACGAGGAAAAGCCGAAGGUCACGUCAGAAAAUCAUAAUGAUGCCCUGCAAGCCUCCGAAUCAUCAGGAAGUCGGUCGGAUGAUCCUGUUGUAGCAUUUGAUGGUCUCAACAUGGCGGAUACAAAACGAUCGAGAGGGGAUAUUGCUGGUGACCAUACGUCUGAUGCAGAGGGGAUGCAUAUUGAAGACACUUUGAGUUCUUCGCGACAACGCGGAUUAGACGAGGGGCUCUUUAUGACAGAUGAUGAUGAUGUCGCGCAGCAGCCCGAUAACCUGGGAGCACCCGACGACGAUGAAUUGGAUGCACUUUUAAAAGAACAAGAGCUACUCCUGAUGAACAAUGCCUCUGCCUGAAGCCAAUGGCCAACACGUUAUCGAAAGCCCCUUUGAAUAGGAAGGUUCGAAGGAUUAGUUGCAUGACCUAGAAUGAUUACCGGCAAGGACUUCCCUCCCAUCGUAGUCUCGGGGAUGGAGUUACAGAGCUGACUUAUCAAAGAGUUCAAUUCUACAAAUUCCUAGUAUAACUUGCGUU